AUGGAUGAUGAAUUUAUGACAUUAAAAGAAGGAAUCCUUUUACUAUUCGAAGAUGAUAGACAACAAUAUUUAGAAAAAAGAGUUUCCCUUGUUUCAGAGGCCGGUAUUAUUAUUUUAUAUUAUUCUCAUGUAAAAGUAAGUUUUUUUUUUUUUUUUCUCAAUCUAUUUCCAGAAUAA
This is a messenger RNA of Dictyostelium discoideum AX4, 177 nucleotides long. RefSeq lists its product as hypothetical. NCBI's taxonomy places the organism in Eukaryota, Evosea, Eumycetozoa, Dictyosteliales, Dictyosteliaceae. The record is from RefSeq and is a predicted model, not a curated record. Bases 1 to 177 code for a protein of 58 amino acids. The transcript has a single exon.